CUCUUUCCAUGUGCCCCUUCUACUCCUACCCUUGCUGUUGACCUCCGUGUUCUCCGAUUUGUGGAUAUGCUUGCUUUGCGCACUGCCCCAAAUGUAUCAGCUUGGAGUGAUACUCUUGAAGCAUACUUGCUAGGCAUGGGUUACAAGUUUCCAAUGAAGGAUCGCCUACGCCGCAGAUUUCAGCGCAGCUAUCAUUGGUAUCGGGUGCUAGACCGAUUUUCACAGGAGCAUCUU
Molecule: messenger RNA, 234 nt
Organism: Coniophora puteana RWD-64-598 SS2
Lineage: Eukaryota; Fungi; Basidiomycota; Agaricomycetes; Boletales; Coniophoraceae
Exons: 2
Source: RefSeq, a predicted model, not a curated record